CACAUCAAGUCUGAAUUACUGUAUUACCAGAUGAUGAUGAUGAUGAUGAUGAUGAUGAUGAUACUCGGAGCUGUUCGAAUGUCAAACUUUUAGUGAUGUGCCACAGUAGUCUAGUCGAUUAGUGGGGUCGACUACUAACAUGAAUAUUUUUAGUGUUGUUGGCACUUCUCGGAGAGCGUUAUUGAGUGAUGAUAGCUUGCUGUGUUUAAAGGCCGAAACAUACUUCACGCGAAUGCAGACGCAAGCGCUUGGCCAAUGCAUGGCCUGCAUGCGCUCUUGCAUUGCUCUGGCGGUUACAAACCUCACACCACAAGGGGGCGAUAGAGGUUUUUUUUAGGCGCCACGAAACCGGAUGUAGUGGAAACAUGACAGAUUUGAGGUGGAUUAGUAAUAAAGGCACAGUGAUAACUUUAAAUUUCUACCUAAAAUAAACAACUUUCAUCAUUAGAUAUGUAUUCUUUAUAACACUUCUUGAUCUUUAACCUUGCAGUCAAUGCAAAUAGUGUGCGUGCGUGCCUGUGCGUGCGCUAGGGGUAUUCAUUGAAGUUUGCUUUUAAUAACAAUAAUAAAACGUUGUUAUGAUCGGUCACAUUAAAACAACAUUACCGAAUCACGAAAAUUUUACUCUGUGGUCCGACGUUUUAUGAAGUCAAAAAGCCGUCCCAACAUGUCCAAAAUGACUGGAUAUCCAUAGCUAGUUGGCGGCAUCUCUGAUGCAGAUGCCUUUCCAUUUCUUCCUGGCUCGGACAAAUCAGUCCCAUAGUUGUUUCCAUUUUCUCUUUACAGUGUCGUUAUCAGAAUUUAGGGAAGCUACAGUUUCUUGCCAAGCAUUUUCAAUCGCUGUUUUAUUCAAAUGGUGAGGGGACGAGGGGUCGUAAAUAUGUUUGAAUAACUUGUUCGCCAUAACAGUUGUUGACUGAAAACAGAAAAUCCGUUCUAGCUCCCCUUGUAGCAAUGCUGAGAAUGCAGCGCAUACUUGCGUUGGUUAUGAAUUGAGCGCUGAUACAUUUCAAUACGCAACGACGUGUGGAAUCGAGCUCGUGUAGCGAGGUGCAUCUGCAUUCACAUACUUGUGUGAAGUAUGUUUGGGACUUAACUGUGAAUAAUAGCACAGUUAAACCUUCUGCUAGAAGUUUCGUCUCUAAUGCUUUAAAUUUAGUCCAUUUACGCACCGCUGCUGUUUCAGCCAAUAAAGCACCACAUCAACAAUAUAUUAAGACGAUCACUGUCAGACGGUGAAUUCUCUACUGUGAAUAAUGUUCCUGUAUUUGUGAGGUGUUGUGGAGAGAUUAAAGUCUUUUGCUGAUUCUGUCUGACACUGCUUAAAUAGUUGAGGUAAAAAGGUUUAAACUGCUUGAUGUCGUGAACUAGAUGUUGUGCACCCGCAUCAUCAUCUUGCAGUUCUGCGCAUUUGAAUGUGCAGCGAGGAUGAUGUUGAUGCAAGAAGAUGCUAGUUGUUUAGUCUUUUUGUUGAAUAUCCAUUAGUUACCAUGUUGAAGUUCUGCGCUUAAGCCUAGCGUCCAUACAUCCCUCUGAACUGUCUCUGAUUGGAGUCAUGUGAACAUUACGAAGCCUAAUUAUGCAUAAAUAUCCUGAACACUGACUAGUCGACUGGUCGAUUAUGAAAAUUGAUAGUUUUGCUUAUCCCUACUAACUUUGCUGUUGUUGUUUAAUGUAUGUCUUUUGUUCUAGACAUUUUUAGAUAUUUCAAAACUAACCUGUGAGACGUUUUUAAAAUAAGAUACUAUCAGUAGUAAUAUCUUGGGUGGAUCAACUGCAUGCUUUUUGCCGGCUACACAUCCAAAAUAAGUUGAGAACUGUAUUCCCUUUUUUUUCUCCCAAUUUGGAAUGCCCAGUUCCCACUACUUAGUAGGUCCUCGUGGUGGUGCGGUUACUUGCCUCAAUCCGGGUGGCGGAGGACAAGUCUCAGUUGCCUCCGCUUCUGAGACCGUCAAUCCGCGCAUCUUAUCACGUGACUCGUUAUGCAUGACACUGUGGAGACUCACAGCAUGUGGAGGCUCAUGCUGCUCUCCGCGAUCCAUGCACAACUUACCACACACCCCAUUGAGAGCAAGAACCACUAAUCGCGACCACAAGGAGGUUACCCCAUGUGACUCUACCCUCCCUAGCAACCGGGCCAAUUUGGUUGCUUAGGAGACCUGGCUGGAGUCACUCAGCACGCCCUGAAUUCAAACUCACGACUCUAGGGGUGAUAGUCAGCAUCAACACUCGCUGAGCUACCCAGGCCCCCGAGAACUGUAUUCCUAAAUGACUUUAUUGCUGUUUAAUGCAUCAGUAAAAAAGACUAAUUACUUCAGCUUUACAUUGGCUCUCUUAGAUGCAUAAAAAGCAAAGCUGUUAUUCAUAUUUUGAAUAAAUCAAACAUAGAAGCAGCAAUGGACAUACACUAUAUUGCCAAAAGUAUUCGCUCACCCAUCCAAAUAAUUGAAUUCAGGUGUUCCAAUCACUUCCAUGGCCACAGGUGUAUAAAAUGAAGCACCUAGGCAUGCAGACUGCUUCUACAAACAUUUGUGAAAGAAUGGGCCGCUCUCAGGAGCUCAGUGAAUUCCAGCGUGGUACUGUGAUAGGAUGCCACCUGUGCAGUCCAGUCGUGAAAUUUCCUCGCUACUAAAUAUUCCACAGUCAACUGUCAGUGGUAUUAUAACAAAGUGGAAGCGAUUGGGAAUGACAGCAACUCAGCCACGAAGUGGUAGGCCACGUAAAAUGACAGAGCUGGGUCAGCGGAUGCUGAGGCGCAUAGUGCGCAGAGGUCGCCAACUUUCUGCAGAGUCAAUCGCUGCAGACCUCCAAAGUUCAUGUGGCCUUCAGAUUAGCUCAAGAACAGUGCGUAGAGAGCUUCAUGGAAUGGGUUUCCAUGGCCGAGCAGCUGCAUCCAAGCCAUACAUCACCAAUUGCAAUGCAAAGCGUCGGAUGCAGUGGUGUAAAGCACGCCGCCACUGGACUCUAGAGCAGUGGAGACGCGUUCUCUGGAGUGACGAAUCACGCUUCUCCAUCUGGCAAUCUGAUGGACGAGUCUGGGUUUGGCGGUUGCCAGGAGAACGGUACUUGUCUGACUGCAUUGUGCCAACUGUGAAGUUUGGUGGAGGGGGGAUUAUGGUGUGGGGUUGUUUUUCAGGAGCUGGGCUUGGCCCCUUAGUUCCAGUGAAAGGAACUCUGAGUGCUUCAGCAUACCAAGAGAUUUUGGACAAUUCCAUGCUCCCAACUUUGUGGGAACAGUUUGGGGAUGGCCCCUUCCUGUUCCAACAUGACUGCGCACCAGUGCACAAAGCAAGGUCCAUAAAGACAUGGAUGAGCGAGUUUGGUGUGGAAGAACUUGACUGGCCUGCACAGAGUCCUGACCUCAACCCGAUAGAGCACCUUUGGGAUGAAUUAGAGCGAAGACUGCGAGCCAGGCCUUCUCGUCCAACAUCAGUGUCUGAACUCACAAAUGCGCUUCUGGAAGAAUGGUCAAAAAUUCCCAUAAACACACUCCUAAACCUUGUGGAAAGCCUUCCCAGAAGAGUUGAAGCUGUUAUAGCUGCAAAGGGUGGGCCGACGUCAUAUUAAACCCUAUGGAUUAAGAAUGGGAUGUCACUUAAGUUCAUGUGCGCCUAAAGGCAGAUGAGCGAAUACUUUUGGCAAUAUAGUGUAUCUCUAAUUGGUUAAAAUGAUCAACCACUGAAAAAAACAUGUUAAAUAGAAAAUUAAAUGGGACAUUUUGAUGCAACAUGGGUAGACCUAUGGGCAGCUAACAUUGACAAUUUUCCUGAUUACUUAAUUGUGACAGCUGUAAUUGUAAUCUCGAUUAUUUAUUCAGUUACUUGUGCAUGACUAACUUGAAGAUACUUGGACGUUUUGUUCUACAGCAUAAACACAGUCAUACCUCAAAUGUGUAUUUUAAAGAUGCUGUUUUUUGUUUGUUUUUGUAUCUAUGUUGCCAGAUAAGGACUGCAGUAGUUUUCUGUUUCAUCAGGCAUGCACACUCACAUGCUUGUGUUAGUUGUAGUCCUUUAUUUAGUUAGCAACAUACUGUACAUUUUUAAAAAACACAGCUUCAAAAUUCAUGUUUGAGGCAUGGCUCUAUGUAAUUUAAAGCACCUUCACAUUGAAAAGUUUUGUCUAAAUUGAUUCCAUGGUAAAUUCCUUUACAGCGAUAAAGAUCCUUUAGUUAUGCUAAUGUUCAUCAGCUGGAUACAUGAUUAAUAUUUGGUUAACUGUGUGUGGUGUGUGUGUGUGUGUGUGUGUGUGUGUGUGUGUGUGUGUGUGUGUUUAAGAUGGGUUAUUUAGAGGCUAAGUUCAGGAUGUACAGUUAGUCAUUGUUUCCUGUCACUCUGACGGUUGUCUCCGAGCUUGACCCCGGGAUGACAUGGAAAAAAGUCCUGCUGAUCUCUGAACACAAGAAAUCAUUGACUUGGCUGACCGGUUGAUUACAGUCUACGUUUUGACUACAGCUGGAUCGUUUUGUCUGGCUUUUGUGUGUAGGCUGAGCAGUGAGCAAAAUCAGGGGUGUGGACGGGUGGAAAACAGGCCAUGUCACGGGUUCCCACACCCCCUCCUCCAGGGGAAAUGACAUCAGGACCUGUGGCAGAGAGCUGGUGUUAUACACAGGUAAAAGUGGUGAAGUUUUCUUACAUGUGGACCAUAAACAACUUCAGCUUUUGUCGGGAGGAGAUGGGAGAAGUCAUAAGGAGCUCAACCUUCUCUUCUGGCCCCAAUGACAAGAUGAAAUGGUGUUUGAGAGUGAACCCAAAGGGUCUGGAUGAUGAGAGUAAAGAUUAUCUCUCUCUCUACUUACUGCUUGUUAGUUGCCCAAAAAGCGAAGUGAGAGCAAAGUUCAAGUUUUCCUUACUGAACGCCAAAAGAGAGGAAACUAAAGCCAUGGAAAGCCAAAGAGCCUACCGCUUCGUCCAGGGGAAGGACUGGGGCUUCAAGAAGUUCAUCAGGCGAGAUUUUUUACUAGAUGAAGCAAAUGGACUUCUUCCAGAUGACAAGCUCACUUUGUUUUGUGAGGUGAGUGUGGUCCAGGACUCGGUAAACAUCUCUGGCCAGUCUAACACAAACAUGUUGAAGGUUCCAGAGUGUCAACUCUCAGAUGAUCUGGGUAACCUGUGGGAAGGCUCCAGGUUCACUGACUGCAGCUUGUUCGUGGGAGGGCAGGAGUUCAAAGCGCACAAAUCCAUACUGGCAGCGAGGUCGCCGGUUUUUAAUGCCAUGUUUGAACACAAAAUGGAGGAGAGUAAAAAGAACCGUGUAGACAUCAGUGAUGUGGAACCGGACGUGUUUAGGGAAAUGAUGGUAUUUAUUUACACUGGUAAAGCUCCUAACCUGGAGCAAAUGGCCGACAACCUGUUAGCUGCUGCAGACAAGUACGCUCUGGAAAGAUUAAAGGUAUUAUGUGAAGAGGCUCUCUGUAACAGUUUGUCUGUAGAGAACGUGGCCGACAUCCUCAUUCUGGCCGACCUGCACAGCGCAGAGCAGCUUAAAACACAAGCCAUAGACUUCAUUAAUAGAUGCAGCGUUCUCCGACAGUUGGGCUGUAAAGAUGGAAAGAACUGGAAUAGCAAUCAUGCAGCAGAUAUAAUGGAGACCGCUGGUUGGAAGGCGAUGAUUCAGUCCCAUCCUCACUUAGUGGCCGAGGCUUUUCGUGCUCUCGCAUCAGCUCAGUGCCCCCCAUUUGGUCCGCCUAGGAAACGACUGAAACAGUCCUGACCUUUGCCCUCACAGACUGCAUAGAACACAACACAUGAGGAGGCAACUUAUUCCCCUCCCUUUUGGCCCUUUUCUUCACUCAUUCGUCGCCCUCACUAGAGACACAAUGGAGGAACCACAGUGUUCUCGGCUAGCUCCAGAGGAAGAAGAAAUGGACUUUGCGGUGGUUGCGCUCAUGCCUCGUCCAACGAGUCAUUUAAAAAAUGGCCUUACAGGAUGUGCCCAUUUGUUCCCUUGUCUCUCGUGGCUAUGUGCCUGCUGCGACUGAUCCCAGACCUGUCUGGAUUGCACUAGCCCCCACAUAAUGCAGUAGUUUUAACAUGGUGGUGUUUAGAACCUUCUGUGUUACAUGUGCUCAAGGGGGGAGGGUUGCAUCGGUCAAAGUAUACACUCGUUAAACGUAUAACCACGCACAAGCAUCGAGCGCAAAUUUGUCUCCACUGACACUUUUUAAAGUGAUGAUUUUGCCCAUAUUGCUGGCAGAAUGUCUCGUAUGUUUAUCAUCAUUAAAAUCAGCGUAAGUAUUAACUGAGGUCGUGCUGUAGAAUACUUGGUGCGUUGUGAUGCAAUUCACAUUGAGUAUUACACAAAAACAGCUAAAGAUGUCGAUAUUUUGCACCAACUUAAAACUAUUUGGUAAAAAUGAAAAAUUGUUUACCGUGCUGUUUACAGAAUUUAUUUUCCCCUUUCUCGCACACUCUUAGUAGAAGUUGAGUUGACUUUCCAUUGUAAGUGUACUCGAUGGAACAGGAGAGUUCUUUGUGUUUGAAAAAUGUAUUGCGGUACAGAAGAACUUUGAUUUAUUGCUUUGGAAAUAAAAUGGAAAAGAAUG
This is a messenger RNA of Myxocyprinus asiaticus (Chinese sucker), 6541 nucleotides long. RefSeq names its product speckle-type POZ protein-like B. NCBI's taxonomy places the organism in Eukaryota, Metazoa, Chordata, Actinopteri, Cypriniformes, Catostomidae. Bases 4531 to 5709 code for a protein of 392 amino acids. Gene Ontology annotation, biological process: proteasome-mediated ubiquitin-dependent protein catabolic process; regulation of proteolysis. The record is from RefSeq and is a predicted model, not a curated record. The transcript has 11 exons. Gene Ontology annotation, cellular component: cytoplasm; nucleus. Gene Ontology annotation, molecular function: ubiquitin protein ligase binding.